GCAUUUAUUAAUUUUUAGAUCAAUCCCCGACAAGAAGUAAACCACGAUUUAAUUUAAACAGAGGAUAUUAUGUGCAAUUUUCGUUACGAUGUUUCAAUGGUUUUAUUGUAUGUGGUAGAUUACUCAAUGAGUGCUGCUGAACUGAAUGUCGAUGUAGUUUGGACACAUUCAUUCUGAGUUUCUCGAACUCAUUCACUAUUGAAUUGUAAUUUGAUUGUAGUCAUUUUUUAUAAUUUAAUUAAUUUUUUAUUUCUUCUACGUCUACUUCUGCUAAUACUAGUCAAGGGACUAGUCUAAUAUAUUUAUACUUAUAAUUAUAUAUACUAAUAAUUUAAUCAUCCUAUAAUAAUCCUUUUGGGCUUUUGAAAUACUAUUAUUAUUAAUAUUAAUAAUUAAUAGUGGGCUAAGUGGUAAUAAUAUAUAUUACUAUACUGCUUCAGCUCAGCAUCGGUUAUUCAAAAGUCAUGUUGAUACGGUUUGAAGUGUUAUUUAAAUGUUAAAAUUAAAUGGUAAUUCCUCUAUUGAUGUCCGUUUAUAGGACUGUGAAGAGAGACUGGGUGCUGUUUUCUCAUUAAAGUACCAGACCAACAUGCGAUCACUUUACAUGGUCAUGAGUGAUGAUCUAUUGAUUGAUUGAUUUAUUGGAUAUUUAUAUAGCGUUGGUAUCCAUGCUACUAUAGCAUGCUCACUGCGCUCUGGUUUUCUUAAAUCUAUUUAAACAAAAAAGUUUUUAAAUGUUUCUUAAAUUUAAAUGAUUUUUUUUUAUCAUUUUCAAUGCCCCUCAAAGAUUGAGGCAAACUGUUCCAUAAUUUUGGCGCUAUCGAUUCAAAAGAGCGCACUCCGUAAGACUUUUUUCGGUGUUCAUCCACACUGGGAAUUUUCAGUAAGGACUGUGUUGACGACCGCAGGUUCUUUAAGGAUACAUGCUUAUAAAUCACUUCUUUAAGAUAUUCCGGUGCAGAAUUUUCUAUGCAGCUGUACGCCAGGGACAGAAUUUUGUAGUUAAUGCGCUCACUCAAAGAAACCCAAUGGAGAUCUCGUAGAACUGGGUUGAUGGGUGGCUUAUGGCAAACAUAAAACAGACAAUGUAAGCUUGACAUUUCACACCGGGAUGAAUGAGUUUCUUUUAGUUAUUAUAAGUGAAUUGUUACUAGAGUUACAUAAAAAAAAAAAAUAAUAUUAAUACCCCAGUGGAAUAUUUUAAGUUAAUAUUCCAUUGGGUAGUUAAUUAUAAUAUUUAAAACAAGAUUUAAAAUGAUGCUAAAUUUUGUAGCACAGAUGUUUUAAUUGAGGGACGGGAGCGACCGCAGGUCGUUGAAACUUCUUGGAGAAUAUCUAGAGGGAUACAAUAAAUUUGCUACGUUCUCCAUGAAAUUAAUGGCUGAAAUUACGCCAGGAAAGGGGGCAACCAUUAAACUUAAACAUUUUGUUCCUGUUUUGGUUUCUUUCGGUAAGUAGUUGAAACAACACAUUCUCUCCCUUUCCCAUUUUAACAGCCAUGCUUUUUGCACUACUUUUAAAGAAAUUUUUUUUUUAAACACAGCAGCCAUCUUUGUUGCUACAACACAUCUGCUGUCAUGGAAACAAAGAUGGUGGAUUUGUGGGGAAAAAAUAGUGCUAAAACACGGUAGAAUGGGGGGAAAUGUCAAGUGCCCAAUUACCCAUAAACUAGUUUAAACUUGGGAAUCUACAAACACUCCAUUGUGAUCCAUCAACAAAAUUUUGUCAAUCCAAAUGAUGCUGGUGUUCACAGACAGAAUGUUGAAAAUAUGGAGAUGCGAGCAUAGCACAAACUGAAAAGACAGUUGACACAAGUGACAUUCUUUUCCCUUCCUAUUUUUUUUGGGGGGGGGGGGGGGAAGAACCAUGCAUAAGUUGAAACUCAAACUUUUUUUAUUUUCAUAUAUUAAAUUUUUUAUUUUUUUACACAAAAUGAAAAGACAGUUGACAAAAGUGACAUUCUUUUCCCUUCCUAUUUUUUUUUGGGGGGGGGGGGGAAGAACCAUGCAUAAGCUGAAACUCAAACUUUUUUUCAUUUCAUACAUUAAAUUUUUUACAUUUGUCUAGUUUAACAAAAUAUUUUAUUAUUUUAAUUUUCUAUUUUAAAAUUUUUUAUCUUGAAUUAUUUUUAUAUAGAUUGAAAUGAAUCCGUACAAAGCAGAACAACAGGAGUUUUGAAUAACCAGUGCUGAAGUGGUAGAUUACCUUAAUAGUAUAAGUUAUAACAAUUAGCUACCCUUCACAUGAACGUUUCUCCAAAACUAGAACAAUUAAAAUUUUACUUAAACUGAAAAAUCUUGUGUUUGUUGCACAUUUAAUUUUCUACUCUUUCAUUUAAGUUUGUCUUAUUGAAAGUUAUUGGUUACCAUAUAUAGGACUGUGGGCCUGGUGUUCUAUGUUACUGAUUAGAUUUCCAGGAGGGAAAUAAAUUCUUAAAAAAUGGAAGCCAGUAAGAUGGAGAACAGUGUGAGUAGCAGCUGCAGAGGCACUGACACAUUCAAGUAUUUUUCUUAUGGCAGCAAUUUAUUAAGAGAGAGAAUUUUAGUAAACAAUCCCUCUGCAAAAUUUUUUGGGAUAGGCAAGUUGACGGUAAGUAGAUAAGCCCUAAAAAAACACGUUUAAUUUUUAACAAUGUUCUAUUUAAAAAAUAAUAAAAAAGAAUCAUCCCAGUCAACCAGUUAAGCUAGUAUAUGCCAUUGCUAUAGGCCUACUCUAUAGAAUACGCCAGUAAAUAACCUCGCUGGACUAAUAACUAAUUAACUCAAAUUUUUAAAAAAUUCUUAAAAAACUACAAAAAUUAAUUUGCUGACUGUUUCUUUUAUUUGUUUAAUUUAAUGUUUGCACAGUAUAAAUUACUGUAUAAAUCGUAGAUCUACUUUAAAAAAAUUUUAGAUUACUUUUUACUUAAGCAGCUCAGGCUAUGUUCACCCCACAAUUCAGCAUAGGCCUAUGUUAGGAAGGAGGCAUUGUGCUCUACCCAUAGCUCAUUAUGUUUAGGGGGCUUCUCAUUCUACCCAACAACAGCCAAAGAAACUUGUUAAAUUAAAUCAGAUUAUAGUAUAAAUGAUAAAUUAAUGUACAUAUAAAAUCAAUUCCAUUAUUUUAUUUUUAAAAUUAGAAUAAAAAUUAUGGCCUAACCACAUCAACAUUAAUUAAAAUUAUAUAAAAUAAUAUUUAAGUUGCUUUGUCAUUAUCAUUAUUUUAACAAAAAAAAUAAUAAUUACAUACUUUUAAACAUCGACUUCAAAUUUCAUUGCUUUUGAAAAAAAUUUCCCUUUAAAGACACUAAAAUUAAAACUUAAUCAAAUUACCUUUCUUCUCUAAGAGAAUCACUAAAAUAAUACAUUUGCUUGUUUAAUUGAAAUUUAAUGCUUGGCAACUUUAUUUAAGAGCUACAGGUUGACAUUUGACACCCCUAAAGACCUGGAGGACAAUCCAUGGUUUGGAGCAGCUGCGACCAUAAGAGAAGGAAGUCCCACUGAUUACGUCUGGGGUGUUGUAUGGGAGCUUAAAAUGGAACAUCUGCGGACAUUAGAUGAGUAAGUUUAGUUUAAUUGUUGACCUUACCUAAUUUUCUUUAAAAAUAAUUACUUUUCUGUGUUACCCAAUGUCUUAAACUUAAAUUAGAGGUCGGCCCGACAUAAGCUAUGAACUAUGAUAAAUUAGAGGUCAGCCCGACCUAAGCUAUGAACUAUGAUCAAUUACAGAUCAGCCCGACCUAAGCUAUGAACUAUGAUCAAUUAGUGGUCAGCCCGACCUAAGCUAUGAACUAUGAUCACUCCAAGGACUUUUUUAAAAAUCCCAAGUGUCUCUGUGAGUCCAAGUAGAAUCAUAUUCAAUGUGUCAUUGUUGGACUAUUUUACAAUAUAGGUUUCUUAAUUAUUUGCUGGGAGCUGCUGCAAUAAUUUACCUAUUGAAAUUGGUGGUCAGAAAAAAAUCAUUACAAGAUUAAAAUUCUGGUUGAAUCUUAAACUAAGAGCUGUACAGAACUUUUUUAUUUAGCCAUAUACUAUUUUUUUCACUGGGUGAAAGGAAGGCUAUAUCAGAUAUCAAUAACUGGACCUUCAGGUCCACCAGGCCCACGCACAGCUGUAGUAAUGAACCUAGAAAGUUAACAGAAGUUAAGAAAUGCUUUAAAAAAAUAUUCAGUUUAUGUAUCAAAAUAUUUUUUCUUUUUGCAAUGCUUUGGCUUUUUUAAGUUGGCGAUAAUUUUAUAUUGGUUGCAAACAUCAGUGUACUUCAUUGCAAACAUCAGUGUACUUCAUUGCAAACAUCAGUGUACUUCAUUGCAAACAUCAGUGUACUUCAUUGCAAACAUCAGUGUACUUCAUUGCAAACAGUGUACUUCAUUGCAAACAUCAGUGUACUUCAUUGCAAACAUCAGUGUACUUCAUUGCAAACAUCAGUGUACUUCAUUGCAAACAUCAGUGUACUUCAUUGCAAACAUCAGUGUACUUCAUUGCAAACAUCAGUGCACUUCAUUGCAAACAUCAGUGUACUUCAUUGCAAACAUCAGUGCACUUCAUUGCAAACAUCAGUGUACUUCAUUGCAAACAUCAGUGUACUUCAUUGCAAACAUCAGUGUACUUCAUUGCAAACAUCAGUGUACUUCAUUGCAAACAUCAGUGUACUUCAUUGCAAACAUCAGUGCACUUCAUUGCAAACAUCAGUGUACUUCAUUGCAAACAUCAGUGCACUUCAUUGCAAACAUCAGUGUACUUCAUUGCAAACAUCAGUGUACUUCAUUGCAAACAUCAGUGUACUUCAUUGCAAACAUCAGUGUACUUCAUUGCAAACAUCAGUGUACUUCAUUGCAAACAUCAGUGUACUUCAUUGCAAACAUCAGUGUACUUCAUUGCAAACAUCAGUGUACUUCAUUGCAAACAUCAGUGCACUUCAUUGCAAACAUCAGUGUACUUCAUUGCAAACAUCAGUGCACUUCAUUGCAAACAUCAGUGUACUUCAUUGCAAACAUCAGUGUACUUCAUUGCAAACAUCAGUGUACUUCAUUGCAAACAUCAGUGUACUUCAUUGCAAACAUCAGUGUACUUCAUUGCAAACAUCAGUGUACUUCAUUGCAAACAUCAGUGUACUUCAUGAACACAGCAUGUCUAACUCACUACUCUUAAUUAAUAUGUAGAGUUUUUUUUGAAUAACUGGUUCUUAUUAUAAGUUUUCUUUUUAUGCAAAACAUUUCAUAUGCAUUCAAAGGUAAAUCAUUAGAAAUAGGCUUAAUGUCUUCAGGUAUAAAAUUUUUACUUUACAAAAUUCAUCUCAGCUGUUACCAUUAUUUCAAUUUUAUAUUUAUUACUCCAGGCAAGAAAUGGGCUACAAAGCGUAUCAGGUGAUAGUGGAGGUGGGUGAAGAAAAGAUUCCGUGCCGAACUUAUGAGAUGUACUUGGAACCCAAUGGAGACAAGCAUCCCAGUCCAUAUUACCUUAAAGUCAUGCUGGAUGGGGCCAAGCAAAAUAGAAUUCCAGAGGAUUACGUCAAAUUUCUUGAAUCUGUACCUCACAAUGGUAACCAGGAUCCUCCACCACGUUACCUUAAGAUCAUGGAAUUAAUAGAGAAAUUUCGGCAGGAACAUGAUGGUGGUUUAUAGACAAGUCAAGAUAGAAUAUUUCAUCACUAUAGGAAAAAUAUCAGAGACAGGUUCUUUUGAGUAUGCAAAUGAGUUAAAGAAAAUUGUUCAGAUUAGAUAAGGCAACUGAAAUUAAUAAGACAAGAGGUAUAAAACUUUGGUAACAAUUAGGUGUCUCAGACAUGAGGUAUACAACUUUGAUAACAAUUAGGUGACUCAUACAAGAGAUAUAAAACUUUGUGACAGAUGUUGUCCAAGUUGUUCCUUCACAAUGGAUCAUUUGUAGCUAUUUGAGUUGUUGGGUGUUUAUUGAAUGUUACAAACAGAAUAUGUUGUUAUUUGUUAACACUUUAUACUUUAAACAUAUCAAUUAAGGUAUUGCACUAUAUGUUACAAUUAUUUUUACUGUAUAUAACUGUGUUUAUUUAUUUAGCAAAAGUCUCCAUUGAGAUCUUUAAAGGUACCGUACUGAAAUAAAUUAUUGUGUGAAAUCUGUAUUUGAGGUUACACUUGCAAUCAUACUUUUUUUUUUAUUGCUCACAUUUUUCUUGGUAUACAUUUUAAUCUUCAGACACAUUACCAUUUUAACAAUGUUCUUUGAUAUGUCAUAGCAUUUUGUAAUUUACUUAACAUUCACUUGCAGGUACAUUUUAAAAUUUUUAUUUAUAAGAGCAGGAACAUUUGUUGACUGUAGUUUGAUAGUGUGUUGUUUAUUUCUAUGGCAGAACUAAUAAAAUCCUCCUCAAAAGAUUAUUCAGGGGACAUCAUAAUAUGGCUUCUGUAAAAAAAAAGAUUUUGGAAUGUGCAAACUCAUAUUGUUUAAUUAACGUUUCCAAUUCUGUUACUGUUAGUCAGGUAGGAUGUAAGGCAGGCCUGAGACUGAUACUGAUACUUAUACAUCUUAUUGCGAUUCUGGCGUUACAAAAGUAAACUCAACAAAAAGCUCCAUGGUGACCCAAGGAUUUCUGUUGUAUACCACUGAGUCCCUCUAUUGCUGUAGGUGCGCAAGUCUUGGACUCAGCAGACUGAAGAAAACAACCGCUGUCAUUUAUCAGAGCUUAUUAAAGACUUUAGAUUGCAGAAUAAGAUUUGAGAAAUUAACUUCUGUACACUAAGGACUUAGUCAAUUAAUUCCAGCAACAUAUUCAAUAAUGAAAAUAUAAAUUUAGACAAAUUAAAAUUGAUUGGUGAAAAUUUCCAAAUGGCUUUGAACAACAUUUAUUAGAAAAUGAAUGAAAUAAAAUUAUGUUUAAAAAAAUACAUGAAACUAAAAGAUAAUAUAAG
Molecule: messenger RNA, 6865 nt
Organism: Lymnaea stagnalis (great pond snail)
Lineage: Eukaryota; Metazoa; Mollusca; Gastropoda; Lymnaeidae
Source: the annotation of a GenBank genome assembly